UGAGCAGAAGAUCGAUAGUGCUUCAACGAGGUGGCACAAACUCCCUCCUGUGUACCUAUAUUUCGAUUUAUGUGAAGCUGCUUUUGCAAGGUCGUCAGCUGUUGCGGUGUCAUCCAAUCGAGAGCGUUUUCGUCAUUACAGUGACAGUAUAACCUCCCGAUUGGAUGACACUGAUUACCGUCAAGUGCAGUAAUGUUUAAAUCCCAGACUGUAUAUGACAGAGAGUAUGCAAUAUGGGAACACUUUGAUCAUAAGAGUUCAGUAAAGAUUUGGGUGUGAUAAAUAAUUUAGAAUUAAAUAUGGUGAUGUCUCCACGCCAGUUUUCCCAAAAUUGGUGGAGAGAAGUUCUGAAAAAAGUUAAAAAAUCUCUUGUUUUUAUUGAUGAUGAAGCAGCUGAAUGUCUUCACUGGAAUGGAGGUUUAUUUGAACUUAUUUCAGCUGGUGCUAUGAAUGUUAAACAGUUUUCCUCGUUUGAA
Gryllus bimaculatus (two-spotted cricket) is the source of this 476-nucleotide messenger RNA. NCBI's taxonomy places the organism in Eukaryota, Metazoa, Arthropoda, Insecta, Orthoptera, Gryllidae. The record is from the annotation of a GenBank genome assembly.